AAAACAGCAUCGAAUAAAAUAUAAAUAAAUUUGACAAUGUGUAAAAAAGAUCCACCAGGAUAAAAGCAGCGGGAUCUGAAUCUAGAUCUGGGAUUGAUGUUUUCAGAAUGGCGCUAUUAACGAGAAUGGGAAUGGCGAGUACAUCUUUCUGGUCUACGACAAUGACUAAGCAAAUUUAUCGGGAAAGCGCAAAAGACAGGGGAAUUCGGGCAUUUUCGAAGCUAUUUUAUUCUCGGGCGUGAAAACUAUUGAGCUAGAAAUGACCAUGGAUGGAAAAAGAUCAAUAAAAAUGGAUCCAUUGUCACCUGGUCCAUGUCUAGACAUUAGCGACGACGAAUUAGUUACGAUAUCGGUACGAGAUUUAAAUAGACAAUUAAAAUUACGUGGACUAUCUAGGGAAGAAAUUGUGCGUAUGAAACAGCGAAGACGUACACUAAAGAAUAGAGGAUAUGCAGCUAGCUGUCGUAUAAAACGUAUUGAACAAAAGGAUGAAUUAGAAUCUGAAAAGACUCAAGAAUAUCGAGAUAUGGAAGCCAUGCAAGAGGAUAAUAAUCGUAUGAGGGAGGAGGUAGAGUCUUGGCAUUCAAAGUAUCAAGCCCUCAAAAAGUUUGCCCAAGAAAAGAAAAUUAUUAUUCCACCAGACUUGGAAACCAUGUAAAAUUUAAAUGUAUUGAGAUUAAUUCUUCAUUAUUAAAAUUAGAUUUAAU
Cataglyphis hispanica is the source of this 707-nucleotide messenger RNA. It is a transcript of the gene maf-S, whose product is annotated as transcription factor MafG. Gene Ontology annotation, biological process: regulation of transcription by RNA polymerase II. Lineage: Eukaryota; Metazoa; Arthropoda; Insecta; Hymenoptera; Formicidae. The transcript is spliced from 2 exons. The coding region runs from base 260 to 658 and encodes 132 amino acids. Gene Ontology annotation, molecular function: RNA polymerase II cis-regulatory region sequence-specific DNA binding; DNA-binding transcription factor activity, RNA polymerase II-specific. The record is from RefSeq and is a predicted model, not a curated record. Gene Ontology annotation, cellular component: nucleus.